AUGGUUUCAGAAUGCCAUCAAGCGUGGCUGAGUCAAGCUCUUCUUCUGAUGAGAGCGAAAAACGUUCUCGCUCAGAGAGUAGCAAUCGAAGUGUUCCUUUCCGCUAUCGCAAGCAUGCUGGAUCACGAGAUGCUUCGCCUAAAUCUACUUCCAUGUCUCCUGAAAGAAAUCGUAAUCGGCAAAGGUAGGAGUCGUGGUAAUUUGUAUCGUUUGGUACUGCCUGGUCAAGUGGUGCUUUUCUUUUCGUUCGAUCGCGUUUGUUAG
Messenger RNA from Strongylus vulgaris, 264 nucleotides. The record is from the annotation of a GenBank genome assembly. Lineage: Eukaryota; Metazoa; Nematoda; Chromadorea; Rhabditida; Strongylidae.